Hippoglossus stenolepis (Pacific halibut) is the source of this 2226-nucleotide messenger RNA. RefSeq names its product cellular communication network factor 1, like 2 (gene ccn1l2). Gene Ontology annotation, biological process: signal transduction. The transcript is spliced from 5 exons. Gene Ontology annotation, cellular component: extracellular region. Gene Ontology annotation, molecular function: protein binding. The record is from RefSeq and is a predicted model, not a curated record. NCBI's taxonomy places the organism in Eukaryota, Metazoa, Chordata, Actinopteri, Pleuronectiformes, Pleuronectidae. Bases 267 to 1391 code for a protein of 374 amino acids.
GGCCCCGCACAGGGAGACCUCUCUGUGAAGCAGAGCUGAGCUGUGCUGACACCAAAAUACUGCAGAAGACCAAACAAGAGCAUACUGGUGUAGCUCUCAGUGUACAGAAUCUGGACUGUGGAUACCUUCUCCUCCCUGAGCUGACGAAUAAGACUUCUUUCCCCUGGACGCUGGACAGUCGAUCUGAACUGCUCCUUACUUCUACACUUCUCUAUUGCUCCUGAAGAUUUUGUUUUUUCUCUUUUUGUGUGUCUGAAGUGAUCAGGAUGCUUAUCCCUGUUACUGUGCAACAGAUCAUUUCCACCCUGUUUGUGCUCAGCAGUGCUGCAGUAACGUCUGCAGAGAGUGAGUGUCCAGCUCAAUGCUCCUGUGCCUCCUCACCUCCGCUCUGCCCGCUGGGCAUCAGCUGGGUGACAGACCACUGUGGCUGCUGUAAGAUCUGUGCUCGACAGUUCAAUGAGGACUGCAACGCCACCAAACCCUGUGAUCACAUCAAGGGGCUACGCUGCCAUCUUGGGGCUGGAGGAGACCCCAAGAGAGGACUGUGUCGAGCUGAGGCCCAGGGUUUGCCCUGCGAGUUCAGCGGGCGGGUGUACCAGCACGGCGAGGACUUUCAGCCCAACUGUCAGCACCAGUGCACCUGUAUGGAUGGGGUGGUGGGCUGCAUGCCCCUCUGUCCUCAACAAGUGCCUCUACCCACCUGGCGCUGCCCAAGGCCCCGGCUGGUCAGGCUUGAGGCCCGGUGCUGCGAGGAAUGGGUGUGUGACGACGACAACCACAUCAGUGAGGAGCCAGACGAGUCGACACACACCUCCCGACGAGACAACCAGCACCUUCCCAACCACAUCAGUGCCUUGCUGCAGACCAGAGGGACCCCGUUCAGAGAGAUGGUGUCCUUCCCCAUGUCUGAGGUAUUGAUCAAAUCCACCUGUUUCCCACAAACCACCACAUGGACUGAGUGUUCCACCACAUGUGGGAUGGGCGUUUCUAGCCGUGUGACCAAUGACAACCCAGACUGUCGGCUGCUCAGAGAAACCAGACUGUGCCAGGUCCGACAAUGUGAGCUGCAGCCUCCAGUAGCUAACAAGAAGGGGAAGAGGUGCCAGCGAACUGUACGCCCCCAGGACCCAAUCCGAAUCACCUUUGCUGGAUGCUCAACAGCACAGCAGUACCGCCCUCGCACCUGUGGGACUUGCACCGAUGGCCGCUGCUGCACGCCGUCCCUCUCCCGGACCGUGAGACUUCAUUUCCACUGCCCCGAUGGAGAGGGUUUCUACAGGAACGUCAUGUGGAUACAGCGGUGCAGUUGCAGUACAAGCUGCCAUUCAAACAGCAGGCCCUCUAGCCCUUCAGUCAGUCUCCACAAUGACAUCCACACCUUCAGGCACUGAGGCUGACUCAUCAUGCCCGGCUCUGACCUGGCAAGCUGGGGUGAACACUCUGCACCUACCUACACCCACUGUCUCCCAUUUAGACAGAGGGUUUACGUGUGUUGCCUCCAACCAGGUGACACACUUGCUUGCACUUUAAGCUUCCUGCCAUGAUGAGAGUUUGCCCACACAAGAGUUGUGUUAGCUCUGAUAGUGGGGCAGCACUGAGGAAAACACACAGUAUGCUACUGUGUUAGACUGCUGGCAGAGAGUUUUUAUUUGUAUUUAUUUGUAACUUUGUGUAAUCUCCACAGACAACAACGCAACCAUCUGUAACGCAACCAGUAAGAAGCUUGUUUAGAGACAGAGACAAAUAUUUUUUUUCUAAUGAGAAGAAGUAGAUGACAUAAGACGUAUUCAUUAGUGACUAUAGGGCUCAGUAUGUCCUGUCCUUUGUCGAACAGUGUUUUCUACACAUGUUGUUUCUGUGUGAGUGUGUGUGUGUGUGUGUGUAGUCCUAUUGGUCUGUUUUAAGAAUGAGAUACUUAUAUUGCUCAUUAUGCUACACACAGUAUAUAGAUUAAGACAUUUGAUGUAUAUAGACUUCACUCUUACUUGUGGAGUGGUAAAUUCUUGGAUCACCUCAUUUUUCGGGGUGUGAUUGUGCUGAUUUUGUGUGUGUGUGUGUGUGUGUGUGUAUGUGCGUGCGUGUGUGUGUGUAUGUCUGUGUGUCCUUCAGAUUGUACAUACAAUGCUUUAUUUGAAGAGAAAAAAUUAUGCUAUAUGUUUAGGAUACGGUAUACAAAUUCGUCCAUAAACUCCUGUGAAUACAUAUAAUAAAAACUUAUCAACCUGU